Molecule: messenger RNA, 1357 nt
Organism: Drosophila yakuba
Lineage: Eukaryota; Metazoa; Arthropoda; Insecta; Diptera; Drosophilidae
Product: serine protease grass
Exons: 4
Coding region: 52-1224 (390 amino acids)
Biological process (GO): proteolysis
Molecular function (GO): serine-type endopeptidase activity
Source: RefSeq, a predicted model, not a curated record
GCAGAGGUUCCAGACAGAUUUCCCGACAUUCGAGCAAGAAAGAGCGCAGUUAUGGAAUACCUAGCAUUAGCCAUUGUGGCAAUGCUAUUUGUUCUUCCACUUCCCGGAUCUGGCCAGUUUCUCGACCCAAAUUGCGGAAUUCGAAGUGAGCCAAAAAAUGUGAUAAGGGUCAUUAAUGGCCAAAUAGCGAAAUAUAACUCCAGUCCAUGGAUGGUAUUUCUCAAAUCAACUGAUGGUGCUUUCGUGUGCGGCGGAACGUUGAUCACAAACAGGCUGGUACUGACUGCAGCGCACUGCCUUCAACAGAACCAGACAUUAUUUGCUCGUCUGGGGGAGUACAAAAGAAGUGCAAAGGACGGUGAAUGCGUUGGAAGUAACUGCCAUGUUCGAGUAAUUUGCAAAGUGGACGGGGCCUUCAAGCCUCGGAGAUUUGAUAGCAAAAUGCUUUGGAACGACAUAGCCAUUCUGCGACUAGAAAGACCUGUGGUUUACACAGAUCACAUUAGACCCAUCUGCAUUUUGUUAAAUACUAAAUGGAGGAAGUAUAUCGACAGCAUCCCGAUACUAACCGGAACUGGAUGGGGCAUCACCGAGGACGGAGCAGACAGCGAUUUCCUCAGGACCCUAGACAUACGGCGCCAACCACCGCAGGUGUGCCGCCAGUAUAUCGGUGCUAAUAUCGUGGGGAAUCAGUUCUGCGCGGGAAACAGGAACAGUAAUCUGUGCAAUGGCGAUUCCGGUGGUCCUCUUGGAGCCUUGGUCCCCUAUAAGAACUCAAAGCGCUACGUCCAAAUCGGUAUUGCCAGCUUCACAAAGAAAAAAUGCGAGUAUGCAAGUGUGUACACGAAUGUUAUGAGCCACAUCGACUUCAUUCUCAAGGUGUGGCGUAACUUCGGCAAUGGUCAGAAGAGGAUAGUUAUAAAUAGACCCCAGAUCAGACCAUCAUCUCGACCACCCACCCGACCACCAAUCCGACCACCAGUUAGCCCACCCAUCCCACCAACAGUUCUCCCACCCAUCCCACCAGCAUUCAAUCCACCGUUUGUACCACCAGUCGUGCCGUCAAUUCCGGAACAUAGCUUCGGAGAUUUCAUGCCAGAUCACGGGCAUAACCAUGAUGAUUGGAUGGGGCACCACCAUGAAGGUCAUUCCUGGGAAUUGGACUUUGACUAUGAUUUUCACUGGGGGGGCGAUUGGCACGAUUCGCAUGAGUAUUUCGAUUGACAUAGAUAUCCAGUACACUUUCCAAUGAUCAUGUUUUAGCUGAAUACGUAUGUAUAUGUUCGUAAUAAAAUAUUUAAAUUGUUUUCAGGAACUACAGAAAUAUAUCAACGCCCAUGAGUCAGUUUUACAUGUA